ACCUCUCACAGGCUCUCAGCCUCUCACCCAACUAAGAAAGUUGUACAUUCAUUAUCCGCUUUAACCGCAGAGCUCUCUUUCUUACGAAUUCCAAAAAAUGGCUUCUUCUUCCCUCCUUCUUCCAUUAGGUUGUGUUUCUGCUAAAAGACCAUUUCCCAACUAUCAAACUAUAGUCCCACAUAGAGGUAAAUGUCUGAGAGUUCUAUGUACAACUUUGAAGGAUAGAGAGAAGACUCAAGGCUCAAGAGAAUAUGGAAAUUAUUCCUCUCCAAUUAAACGUAGGGACAUUCUUGGGUUUGCUUUUGGAAUCUCUGGACUCCUGUCCUCACUGGAUGCCAAGGCUGCAGGGUUGCCCCCAGAACAAAAGCCAAGACUAUGUGAUGAUGCUUGUGAGAAGGAGCUUGAAAAUGUAUCUAUAGUAACCACAGAAUCAGGCUUGCAGUACAAGGACAUUAAAGUUGGGGAAGGUCCUAGUCCACCUAUUGGUUUUCAGGUUGCUGCAAAUUAUGUUGCCAUGGUAUCAUCUGGACAAAUAUUUGAUAGUUCCUUGGAGAAAGGUCAACCUUAUAUUUUCCGUGUUGGAUCUGGCCAGGUGAUUAAGGGACUUGAUGAGGGGAUUUUGAGCAUGAAAAUUGGUGGGAAACGUCGACUCUACAUUCCUGGACCUCUGGCAUUUCCUAAGGGUCUCAAUUCAGCGCCUGGAAGGCCAAGAGUGGCUCCAAAUAGUCCUGUUAUUUUUGACGUGAGUUUGGAAUACAUACCAGGUCUUGAAGUGGAUGAAGAGUAAGAAUAUUCUAUGUACAUAUUUUGUUAUCCUACUCCACCACUUCACUUCUUUCAUUACAGGAAGUAGCAGAGAAACUUAUGUUGCAAGUGUUUCGGGUCCUCACAUUAUUCUUUUCUUCAUUUGUUGUAUAUGCCCAUUUGUGAAUUUCAUAACUGUGAUUUUGAAGGUCAAAGGCUUGACAUGAUCUCAUAAGCAUUGACAUUUUAAACUC
Molecule: messenger RNA, 998 nt
Organism: Nelumbo nucifera (sacred lotus)
Lineage: Eukaryota; Viridiplantae; Streptophyta; Magnoliopsida; Proteales; Nelumbonaceae
Product: FKBP-like peptidyl-prolyl cis-trans isomerase family protein
Molecular function (GO): peptidyl-prolyl cis-trans isomerase activity
Source: RefSeq, a predicted model, not a curated record